Molecule: messenger RNA, 734 nt
Organism: Melospiza melodia melodia
Lineage: Eukaryota; Metazoa; Chordata; Aves; Passeriformes; Passerellidae
Gene: ARHGEF38
Product: Rho guanine nucleotide exchange factor 38
Exons: 4
Coding region: 69-734 (221 amino acids)
Cellular component (GO): cytoplasm
Molecular function (GO): guanyl-nucleotide exchange factor activity
Source: RefSeq, a predicted model, not a curated record
ACCUCCCCGGAUAUCGAGCUAUUGUCCCCCUCCAGCAGCAGCAGCACGCAGGGCUGUCCGGGGCGAGCAUGGACUGUCCGGGGAAGGAAGGCACCGGGGGAAGGCUGAAUUUGGCCCUGCUAAGGAGCAAGCUGUACCUGGGGCAGAGGAGGAGGACGGAGCCCGUGGUGGAGAGCAGCACCACCGCCGGGGACCACGGCAACUUGAGGAGGAGUCAGUCCGACAGGACAGAGUACAGCCAGAAAUUGCAAGAAAAAAUGGCUCCACAGGCGGUGUCCUCACCCCCUGCCACCCCGCUGCAGGAGGACAAAGAAGAAGAAGACGAAGAAGAAGUCAGGCGACGCAUGAUGGCCAGGAGGGUGAAAAUCAUCGCAGAACUCCUGCAGACUGAGAAAGACUUUAUCAGUGACCUGGAUCUCUGCAUCCAGGAAGUGAUUCAGCCCCUGAGAAACAUGCAGAUUGCUCGCUUUGACGUGGAUGGCUUGUUUAGCAACGUUGAAUUGGUCCAUCAGCUAUCAGCCAAACUGCUGUCAUUGUUGGAAGAAGCCACAACAGAUGUGGAACCACCCAUGCAAAGAAUCGGGGAAGUGUUCUUGCAGAUUAAAGGCCCACUAGAAGACACAUAUAAAAUCUAUUGCUAUCACCAUGAUGAUGCACACACCAUGCUGGAAUACUAUGAAAAGGAUGAAGAACUGAAGCAGCAUUUAAGAGACUGUGUACAGUCCUUAAAGUAA